Messenger RNA from Cornus florida, 2052 nucleotides. Its product is annotated as probable 26S proteasome non-ATPase regulatory subunit 3. Gene Ontology annotation, molecular function: enzyme regulator activity. NCBI's taxonomy places the organism in Eukaryota, Viridiplantae, Streptophyta, Magnoliopsida, Cornales, Cornaceae. Bases 210 to 1679 code for a protein of 489 amino acids. The record is from RefSeq and is a predicted model, not a curated record. Gene Ontology annotation, biological process: ubiquitin-dependent protein catabolic process; regulation of protein catabolic process. The transcript is spliced from 10 exons. Gene Ontology annotation, cellular component: proteasome regulatory particle, lid subcomplex; proteasome complex.
AUUUCUUAUGAACGCAUCUAUGGUUUUAUUAUAUUCUUUUCGUGCUCCUUAGGAAAGGUACUGAAAGUGCGCUAUCAGACGUUUUAGGGUUUCUCUAAUCACAAUCAGUGAAUCUCAGUGGAAGGCAGUGGGUGCCCUAGUUUCUCCGGAACUGAUCGCUAUAGAUCAACCUAAUUGAAUCACUCCCUCCAUUUCCAGAGCUUUGAGAGAUGACUCAAGACGUGGAGAUGAAAGAGCUUCCAGCUCCAGCUGUUUCCAAUUCCGUUUCUUCGACUUCUCCUUCUACUUUGCAGCUUUUGAAGGAGAUUGCAUCACUCAUUGAGACUGGCGCAUAUGCACGGGAGGUUCGUCGGAUUGUCCGUGCCAUACGCCAAACCAUAGCAUUGAGGCAGAAGCUGAAGGCCUCCGUGCUUUCUGCAUUCUUGAACUUUGCCCUUACUCCUGGAUCUGAGUUGCAUGGCCGGUUAUCCUCAUAUCUUCCCAAGGAAGAUGAGCAUGAGAUGGAAGUUGAUACGGCAACAUCAGCUACUCAAGCUUCUGUGAAACAUUCUUUGCCUGAGCUUGAGAUUUACUGCUACUUGGGUGUGCUAAUAUUUUUAAUUGAUCAGAAGCAAUACACUGAGGCUAAAGCAUGUUCCUCAGCAAGCAUUGCCAGGCUGAAGAACCUGAAUAGGCGAACUGUUGAUGUUCUAGCUGCCCGGCUCUACUUCUAUUACUCUCUUAGUUAUGAACUUACUGGUGAUUUAGCUGACAUUCGGGGUAACCUCCUUGCUUUGCACCGGAUCGCAACAUUGCGCCAUGACGAGUUGGGUCAGGAAACACUUCUCAACCUGCUACUUCGCAAUUACCUGCACUACAACUUAUAUGAUCAGGCAGAGAAGCUGAGGUCAAAGGCACCCCGUUUUGAAGCUCAUUCUAAUCAGCAGUUUUGCCGGUACCUGUUUUAUCUUGGAAAAAUUAGGACAAUUCAGUUGGAAUAUACAGAUGCAAAAGAAUCCCUCCUGCAAGCUGCUCGGAAAGCCCCUGUUGCAGCUCUUGGUUUUCGAGUUCAAUGCAACAAGUGGGCUGUGAUAGUCCGCCUUCUGCUAGGAGAAAUACCCGAGAGGACUGUUUUCAUGCAGAAAGGCAUGGAGAAGGCUUUGAGGCCAUACUUUGAGCUUACAAAUGCUGUUCGGAUUGGAGAUCUGGAGCUGUUUAGAUCUGUUGCGGAGAAGUUCUCCAGUACUUUCAGUUCAGACCGGACCCACAAUUUGAUCGUUAGGCUGCGGCAUAAUGUUAUAAGGACAGGGCUACGUAACAUCAGCAUAUCUUAUUCUCGCAUCUCACUGGCUGAUGUAGCAAAAAAACUGAGAUUGGACUCCGCAAACCCUGUUGCUGAUGCUGAAAGUAUCGUCUCCAAGGCAAUCCGAGAUGGUGCAAUUGAUGCCACGGUAGAUCAUGCUAAUGGGUGGAUGGUAUCAAAGGAGACUGGGGACAUCUACUCUACAAAUGAACCUCAAAUUGCGUUCAACUCGAGGAUUGCCUUUUGCCUUAACAUGCAUAAUGAGGCAGUGCGUGCACUUCGAUUUCCGCCUAAUUCCCAUAAGGAGAAGGAAAGUGCCGAGAAGAGGAGAGAGAGGCAACAACAGGAGCAAGAGCUUGCAAAGCAUAUAGCCGAAGAGGAUGAUGAUGAGUUCUAGUGGAGCAAUGAUCUUCAAAGACAUCUGAUUGACUAUGCAAUUAUUUCUUUUGGUAGUGCAGCAACUUCCUUUGAUAUUCCCUAGUAAGAAAUCUCAGUUUUCAUGGACUGAAUGACUAUAAUUCGCUUUCACUUCUAAAAUAUGCAAUUGGAUGUCAUUACUGCUCUGCUAUUCGGGAUUGUAUUCCCGGUGCUCAUCCUAUCCCCCGAUUCAUUCAUCUUUUUUUUUUUUUUCCUAGAAUUUCCUGUUCAGGAUGAAUUUUAAUGGUCAAUAGAGGUACCAUCUUAUUGCAUCAAUUUUUUUGGACGCUAGUGUAUACUUGCUUCAAAGGAAGGUAAUAGGAGGCAUGACUGCUCUACUCGACUUCUCAUUA